Messenger RNA from Oncorhynchus nerka (sockeye salmon), 4830 nucleotides. RefSeq names its product phospholipid phosphatase-related protein type 5-like. Gene Ontology annotation, biological process: signal transduction; phospholipid dephosphorylation; phospholipid metabolic process. Gene Ontology annotation, cellular component: plasma membrane. Bases 384 to 1376 code for a protein of 330 amino acids. Gene Ontology annotation, molecular function: phosphatidate phosphatase activity. NCBI's taxonomy places the organism in Eukaryota, Metazoa, Chordata, Actinopteri, Salmoniformes, Salmonidae. The record is from RefSeq and is a predicted model, not a curated record. The transcript is spliced from 8 exons.
ACAGUGCAGCACAUGCAGUAAUUCCCGCCACUUAAUUGAUUAACUGCUUAUUUGAAGUGGCUAAUUAGAUGGGGAGUGUGUCGAGUGUGUGAGGAGGGCUGGGGAGUCGCUAGCACGCUUUAUCUCCGUGCGCGCGUGUGUGAGUGUUUGUCUGAGGAGCUCCGGUACCUCACGUCACUCUGGAGCAGGAGGAGGAGAGAAGAAGAAAAGAGAUAGAGAGGCAGCUGGGUGGAGAGAUUUUCACAGCACUCUCCCUCAUCUGACAUGGCCUCCGCGUAGGAAUCUGGUGCCACUGCAACAGAGGAGCUAGGCAGCAGCGAGGUGUCUAAGGUGUGAGGAGAGAGAGAGUGCUGGAGAGAGGACAGGAGAGAGAGAACGAGAGAAUGAUGGCAGCGGAGGAGGAGAAGCCAGGUUUGAAGAGCAGCAGCUCCAUCGUUCCCUGCUUCUUGUUUGUUGAGCUGGUGAUCAUGGCAGGGACGGUUCUCCUGGCGUACUACUUUGAGUACACAGACACGUUCCCCGUGCACAUCCAGGGCUUCUUCUGCUACGACAAGACGUUCUCCAAGCCCUACCCCGGCCCGGAUGACACCAGCAAGAUACCCCCACUGCUGGUCUACUCACUGGUUACAGGCAUCCCCUGCUUCACGAUCCUGGUAGGGGAGCUGGUGGCAUUCUUUCUGAAGGCUGAGGGGACGCAAGAGAAGACCAUAGUGACAGCAGACUGCUGCUACUUCAACCCCCUUCUGCGACGCAUCGUCCGCUUCCUAGGGGUGUUCUCCUUCGGCCUGUUCACCACCACCAUCUUUGCCAACGCGGGUCAGGCGGUUACAGGAAACCAGACGCCUCACUUCCUGUCUGCCUGCCGGCCUAACUACACGGCCCUGGGGUGCACAUCCAACAUGCAGUACAUCACCCAGCCCCGUGCCUGCACUGGAAACCCCCUGGUAGUGGCAUCCGCACGCAAAUCCUUCCCCUCCAAGGACGCAGCCCUCAGUGUCUACUCUGCAGUCUACACUGUGAUGUAUGUGACGCUGGUAUUCCGGACCAAAGGCACUCGGCUGACCAAGCCUACAGUCAGCCUGACCCUGCUAUGCCUGGCCAUGCUGGUGGGAGUGGUCAAGGUGGCAGAGUACCGCAACCACUGGGCCGACGUCCUGGCCGGCUUCUUCACUGGAGGAGCCAUCGCUGUGUUUCUGGUGACGUGUGUGAUCAACAACUUCCAGCAGACGAGGCCCCCUCCCCCUCCCCCGCGGCCACAUCGCCCUGAGUCGGUGCUAGGCAUGCCCAUGGUGGCUCUGCCAUGUGUGGAGAGUCCUCUCGAAAAGUUAAGUGGAACUCAGACUCCGAGGGGGUCUCCUUUCACAGAGAUCACAUGACCAUCAGCCGUAUCGGUUCCCCGCCACCCCAGAUGUCCUCAUUCCGUCUCGCUCCAUUUCCAGCGAAGUCUAGACCAGCCACACGAACAUGAACACUCACACGAACACCACUGCGCCGCCCACCCGGCAGGCCGCUACUCCACCCUCUACAGAUCCUACUCCACGCAGGUCUAGACUUUCAAAACACACGCACACAAACACAACACACACAGAAUACUCAGACCUCUACAAACCUCCCCCUAACCUUGUCCAAGCCCAAACCCCUGGGGGAACUGAGAGCUCUCAAAGUGAGACUCACAAAGACUUAACAGCUGUCCAGCUGAACAUUCAGUACAGUGCCAGGUACAGUUAUGCCUCUUUCAUUUUGUUGUUUUCAGAGGCUUAUUUUUUGUUUUGCAGACUUGUUUUUGAAUGUGCUUCAUUGUGUGAAGUACACAUCUCACUGAUAUCACAAGGUGAUGUUUCAUCUUCUACGUGCUUGUAAGGACAAACUGUCAAUCCAUUUGACAACUGUGUUCUUUUGUGUUUUCAACUGUCUGCAAUGCAGCCAGUCAUCCUGAAACACUUCAGUCAUUUGUGUCUCUGUACACUUUUAAGAUGAACCCAAACAACCGCUGAAUGAGCGCUCUCUGCUGGCUUUAGGGCUCAUUUUCAGUAUCCUAGAAUGCGCCAGUCAUCAAAUAUCUCAAGUGAACAAAUGUUUACGGACCAAUCACUUUCUGUAGCAACUGUGGUACUUAAUUACUGUACCUUCCAAAUACAGCAUAGAGACAACACACACAGAUCAGGAUCCUGGUAGGUCUACACGCACCGCAUUAGCUCUCUGGCAGACCUCUCUUCAGCUCUGCAUGACAUUACCCAGAUCAAAGGAUUCUGUUCAUAUCACUGAGGAGAAGACAAUACAAGAACAAACAGGAUGAAACUGCAGACGGUUUAUUUUUCUCCGCUUUCGAUUGGUUGCUUCUGCAGCAAGUCAGCAUGAAAUAUAUAUAUAUAUAUAUAUAUAUAUAUAUAUAUAUAUAUAUAUACAGAUUUGGUAAGACCGGAUGAGACACAUUUUGAAAUACAUCACAAGUGACAGGACAUGAGCUUUGUACAGUACCAAACAUUUUCUUUUACACUCAAUGUAUCUGGACAGGGAACCUUGGUUACCAAAGCUUUGUCAUUGUGAUGUCACUAAAAUACUUGUUUACUUACACAUCCCUUUUGCCUGGAAUGGAACGGAUCACAUCGGCAUGAAACGGAUCCCAUCGGAAUGGAACGGAUCCCAUCGGAAUGGAACGGAUCACAUUGGAAUGGAACGGAUCCCAUCGGAAUGGAACGGAUCCCAUCGGAAUGGAACGGAUCCCAUCGGAAUGGAACGGAUCCCAUCGGAAUGGAACGGAUCAUAUCGGAAUGGAACGGAUCACAUCGGCAUGGAACGGAUCACAUCGGCAUGGAACAGAACGCCACACUGGAAAACCAAGAUUCCCUGUCUCUGGGCCGUAGAGAGAUAUUAUUGGACUUUGCCUAUUCAUGUGAUAAUGUGAUUUAUUUAUGAGGAGAUUGAUCGUAGAUGUAUUUAUUUGAUGUGUAUAUAUGGUGUGGUUACCACAAACAGUUUAAUUUUGAUUUGCACAGCCCUCACUCAUAUCCAGUGGUGUAAAGUAUUAAUAAUUAUGUAUAAUUAUGUACUUUUUACUCCAUACAUUUUCCCUGACAGCCCCAAAAAAUGUUUAUGCUUAGCAGAACAGGAAAAUGGUCCAAUUCAUGCACUAUUCAAGAGAACAUCCCUGGUCAUCCCUACUGCCUCUGAUCUGGAGGAGUCACGAAACACAAAUGCUUUGUUUGUAAGUUAUGUGAGUGUUGGAGUGUGCCCCUGGCUAUCCGUAAAUUAAAAAGAUUUGCUUAAUAUAAGGAAUUUGAAACUAUUUCUACUUUACGUUUAACUAAGUAUAUUUUAGCAAUUACAUUUACUUUUGAUACUUAAGUAUAUUUAAAACCAAAUACUUUUAGACUUUUACUCAUGUAGUAUUUUACUGGGUGACUUUCACUUGAGUCAUUUUCUAUUAAGGUAUCUUUAUUUUUACUCAAGUAUGAUAAUUGGGUACAUUUUCCACCACUGCUCAUAUCUCACCCUCCACUUUCCACUCCCUCCCACUGGCGGAUGGUUUUCUUCCACUGUUUGGUUUUCUUCUUUGUGUUGUAUCCUGACUAUACUGUCACUGUGCUGUGGAAUGUUUCCCUCUGCUGGACAACACACACACACACGAAAACGCUCAUAAGAAAACAUAUAUUUAAUAUUGACAAACUCACCAAAAUACACACACGUUUGGACGAACAAACACAUGCUCACCCAACGAAACAAACAAACACACACACUCAUUUACCUCUCCUAAUCUCUAGGCUAUACCUCCCCUCUUUUCCACUUUCUUACACUUAAACCUGUUUGUAUGGUUUUGUAAAUAGUUAUUUUUUGUAAUGAGAAUGUGAUUUUUACACAGACACCCCACUGCUUUCCUUACAUUAAGUGGUUAUGGAGAAAUGGGAACAUUAAUCAUAUCAACUGUAUUACUAAAGACAAGAGUGUAUGUAAAGGUCCUGGUCCACUCUAAAUCAGGCCUGGAUCGGACCUCUCCUCGUUCCAAAAUGGCAGCCAUUCUGCAUCAAACCAGGUACCCUCCCGGUCCAAGGUUGGAGUCAACCGAAGAUGGCCCGUGAUUUUAUGCUAACAAUAUAAUCCCCUCAUGGUUUAGUUUCUCUUGUAAUAGUUCACCUGCCAGUCCGUAUUGGGCCAGUAACCGAAAGGUUGCUGGAUCGAAUCCCCAAAUUGACAAGGUAAAAAUCUGUCGUUCUGCCCCUAAGCAAGACAGUUAAUCAAUGUCAUUGGCUCCCAGGGAACAGUGGGUUAAGGCAGCCCCCCAUGCCUCUCUGAUUCAGAGGGGUAGGGUUGAAUGCAUUCAGUUGUACAGCUGACUAGAUAUCCUCCUUUCCCUAUACACCAAAGUCAGUGAAUUAGGACAAAGUGCACUGUAUACUACUAUCACAAUUUUGAGGGGGUCUGUUGCUUUUACAUUUAAGUCAUUUAGCAGACGCUUUUAUCCAGAGCGACUUACAGAAGCAAUUAUGGUUAAGUGCCUUGGUCUAGGGCACCUUGUCAUCUCGGGGAUUCGAACCAGCGACCUUUCAGUUACUGGCCCAGCACUCUUAACUGCUAGGCCAAAACUGACAGCAGCUACAAAAUACUACACAGAUGGCUUGACUAUGUUUGGGUCAGAAUGUGUGUUCCUUGGUGCAAUACAAUACAUCUGCAGUUUGAUUUAGUUAUAUUUAAAAAAUAAUAACACGAUAAAUAAUGCAGUAACAAAGGAAAAGUGUUUUGAGUUUUAACACUUCAUUUAAUCUUGUUACAACGUACCCUCUGUUUUGUAAAGAUUUGUCUGAUGAGAACAAUAAAUGGAUAUUGCAAUAAAAA